Molecule: messenger RNA, 1212 nt
Organism: Austrofundulus limnaeus
Lineage: Eukaryota; Metazoa; Chordata; Actinopteri; Cyprinodontiformes; Rivulidae
Gene: trmt61a
Product: tRNA methyltransferase 61A
Exons: 4
Coding region: 129-1040 (303 amino acids)
Biological process (GO): tRNA methylation
Cellular component (GO): nucleus; tRNA (m1A) methyltransferase complex
Molecular function (GO): tRNA (adenine(58)-N1)-methyltransferase activity
Source: RefSeq, a predicted model, not a curated record
ACGUUCAGGCAAUGAAUGAAUGAAUGAAUGAAGUUAUCUGUUACUUUUUACGGCCGCUGAACUCUGUCGUUUAAGGAGCUUUACUUUUAUUUGUUUCACAUCUGAAAGAGAAGAGCGACGGGCCUGCCAUGAAUUUUGUAGAAUAUUCCGAUGUAAUCCGAGACGGAGACGUUGUCAUCGUUUACCUGGGCCACAACUCGUUGAUGCCCGUCAAAGUGCAGCACGGCGCUCAGACGCAGACCCGCUACGGAGCCAUCUGGCACUCCUCGGACUUCAUUGGCCGGCGGUACGGGUCAAAGGUUACCUGCAGCAAAGGCGGGUGGGUGCUGGUGCUGCACCCCACACCAGAACUUUGGACAGCGGCGCUGCCUCACCGCACCCAGAUUCUCUACACCACGGACAUCUCCAUCAUCACCAUGAUGCUGGAGCUGAAGCCCGGCUCGGUGGUCUGCGAGUCAGGUACCGGCAGCGGCUCCCUGUCCCACGCCAUCCUGCGCACCAUCGCCCCGUCGGGUCACCUGCACACGGUGGAGUUUCACGAGCAGCGGGCCCAGAAGGUGGCCGAGGAGUUCCAGGAGCACCGGGUGGAUCACCUGGUCACCGUCAGGAACCAGGACGUGUGCAAGGACGGCUUCGGAGUGAGUGGGGUGGCCGACGCCGUCUUCCUGGACAUCCCCAGCCCCUGGGAGGCGGUGGGGCACGCCAAGGCUGCUCUGAAGAGGCACGGAGGUCGGCUCUGCUCCUUCUCGCCGUGCAUCGAGCAGGUCCAGAGGACGUGCGAGGCGCUGGUGGACCACGGCUUCCAGGAGGUCAGCUCCCUGGAGGUUCUGCUGAGGGUCCACGAUGUCAGAACCGUCUCCCUGCCUCUGCCGGACUUCGGCCCGGACCCGGCCGCUCCCGCUGAGCCCGGCGCCACGGAAGAGGCCCCUCCCACUACCGUUUCAAGCCACGCCUCCAUCAGCCUGAAGACGACCACGCCUCCCAGAGAGAUGCCGGGUCACACAGGUUACCUGACCUUCGCUACCAARCCCAGAACCUGAAGGUGGAACGGGUUCUUCUGAACAGAACCCAGGUUCUGUGGACCGGUACCAGUCUGCUGCUUGCAUCAAGCACAGCAAAAUCUGCAGUUUGUAAAAAUUAUUAAAUAUUUUUAUUUCAUGAAAAAUAACUUUACUGCCCUCGUUUCUGGGAUUUUUACUUUGUUGUUUUUGU